Molecule: messenger RNA, 840 nt
Organism: Toxorhynchites rutilus septentrionalis
Lineage: Eukaryota; Metazoa; Arthropoda; Insecta; Diptera; Culicidae
Exons: 2
Coding region: 1-840 (279 amino acids)
Source: RefSeq, a predicted model, not a curated record
AUGUUCAAAGUUGGAGUUACUACUUACUCAAAGUUACUCCCGGAGGACUAUCCCAACACCGAUCUUACUUCGGCUCAGUUAGAUUCCAUCCAGAAUGCUCUACUCACUGCAAUAGAGCAACAAAGAAACGAGCCGGUUAAGCCCAAAUUUUUCAAUUGCUCGUAUAAGUCAGGUUAUCUAAUCCUUUCGUGCAAAGAUCAUCAAACUUCGGAAUGGUUGAAGAAAGUGGUUCCCGGGAUAAUCCUAGACGACAACAUCAAACUAGUUGCUCUAGACGCCAAAAAUAUUCCGCGUCCAGAAAUUCUCCAUGCCUUUUUCCCACAAAGCGCAACAUUCAGCGACAAGAGACUCAAAAGCCUCAUUGAGAGUCAAAAUGAAAAUCUCUCCACCGACAAAUGGCGAAUACUAAAGAGAUCCAAUCCCAACGAAAUUCACGCGGACUGGACGCUAACAGUCGAUGAAGCUUCGAUGCGUCAACUAACUAGCACAAACUUCAACAUAAACUUCCGAUUUGGCGGAACUAAACUGAGGAAAACAAAUCCAAAGCAGCGCCAAGCCAUAAUCCAUAAAAGCUCCGGUGUAUUCAAAGGAGAUCUGGGGCCAAAAAACGGGGAACCUAAAAAUUCCAAAAACCCAGGAAACCUGAAGUUUUCAGAGACUAGUGACUCCAAAAUAGUGGAACCACAAAAUGCUCAAGAAGUCGUCAGAAGGGUUUCUGGCAAACCAAAGCGCCCUCGUGAAGCUUCUCCGAAAAACAAGAAGCUUGGCAUCCUGAGUAUUCCCGGCCCAAGCGGUACAAACUCAACGGUUAUCGCAAACUACCGAGACAAGAAGUCUUAG